Entamoeba invadens IP1 is the source of this 513-nucleotide messenger RNA. RefSeq lists its product as hypothetical. The transcript has a single exon. NCBI's taxonomy places the organism in Eukaryota, Evosea, Mastigamoebida, Endamoebidae. The record is from RefSeq and is a predicted model, not a curated record. The coding region runs from base 1 to 513 and encodes 170 amino acids.
AUGGGGACCUUGAUUGAUGGUAUUCAGGAGUGUUGGUUAGGUGCGACAAGACACUCUGUUAUAUACGACACCGAAGAGCAUGAAUUUUCUUCUCGUGAGUUUUGGGCCCACGUGAAAGGCCGGACGAACAUCAUGAUUUUUGUCGAGACAGAGUCUGGAAGUUUGUUCGGGUCAUUCCACUCGAAGGUCCCAUUACAACAAGAGACUUGGGUCGAGGACGACGACUGUCACUUUCUCUUUACGCUAAGAAACCCUUGGCAUACUAAACCAAAGCUAUUCAAACUCAACCCAGAUUGGAAGAAGACUUUAUUCAUCUAUGGAGAUGACCAAUCAACAGACGUUCUUGGAGUAUUUAGUGGGUAUUGGGUAUCAAACAAUCCAUCAAGUUUCGUCAGAACCCUUUUUGUGAAUGGGUACGCACACUCCCCACUCAUCAACAGUAAACUUUUUGUCGGUUCUGAGUGGCCUGAUACGUUUUCGAUUUCACACCUCUUCUGUUUACAAUUUUUUUGA